AUGGAGGCCUUAAAGACAAUUGUUGGCACUGAAAUCCCACGGUAUGACUGUGAAUCAUCUGAGAAUUUGUAUGAAAGUUUUUUGGAGCACGCCAAAGACCAUAGAUUUCAAGUUGAUAGAUCUUCCACGUUAGCACUACAAGAGCUCGAAACCAAGUCUCAAACAAUCAAAAAUGCAAUUGAAGCAACGAUUCCACCGCUACAAACGUACUUUUCAGACCUGAAUAACAAUUUCAAGUCAUUGACGCACGAUUUGAGCUUAGUAAGGGGAAAGUCACUUAAACUUAACGAGCUUUUAUCAAGGAACUCUAAAGACCUAGCAGAAAUAUCUCCUCUCGUCAAUGAUCUGGUCAUCUCACCAGAGGUUAUCAACCAAAUCUUAAAGGGCAAAAUCAACUACGCGUGGGUCGAAAACAUUGCCUACGUUCGUGACAAACAAGAGAUUUACUCAAAAUACGUGGAGAGUGGUCAGGAUGUGCCUGCUGACUUUGCGGAACUCAAGGAGCUUCUGGAAGUUUUAGAGUCCCUCAUAGUUGAACGCAGUAAGCGUCUUAUCGUGAGCAAGGUGAAGCUGCUCCGUGAUCAGAGAACCGUGCCCUCGCAAAAAAUUCAGAGGCAACUGCUGGAGGUCAAAGAGAUCUUCCAGUUUUUAUCAAAGAACAACUACUCUUUGGCUCUAGAGCUAAGACAGGCGUAUGCAUACACCAUGAGGUGGUAUUACAAGCAGUUUUUUGGACGUUAUAUUCGGUCUUUGACAAUCUUGCAGUUCGUAGCCAUCGACUCCAAUUACGUGUUGGGUCGCGGGCUUUCCUCCACCUCGAACUCUACUACAGACAGAUUUACCAACUACUUCUCUGGAAGUUACAAAAGCUCCAUAUUAGGAUCUUCAGGACCUACGGAUCAAAUGGUGAACGAUUAUUUUCAGAUUGAAAAACGGUUGUCUGUGCUGACGCAGGAGGACAACACCGUGAUGGUGUCGCAAAUUGCUGAGAAUAACAGCGCGCCAAACUUUCUGGAAGUGGGCUUCAAAAACCUGAAUCUAGCCCUUCUCGACAAUUGCUCGGUAGAGUUCUCCUUUCUCACCGAGUUUUUUCAAAUUCAGGAUAACGGAGAGGAUUUGCGCGGUAUACUGGAACAGAUUUUCCAACCUACUUUUGACGAAGCCAUGGAGUACACCAAACGGCUUAUUACGCCAACUUUCGACAUGUUCGGUGUGCUCAUCAGCAUCUGGAUAUCUCAUCACCUGAAGUUUGAGGCCCAAAGGAGGCUAGUGCCGGUCUUCGAUGAUUUUUUAAAUGGUCAACUAAUGUUACUGUGGCCCAAAUUCCAGCAGCUUGUGGACUUUCAGUGCGAAAGCCUAAGAAAAGUUCCAAUUUCCGUUAGUGGCAAAAGUAUUACUGGCAGAAAGGAGGAGAGCGACCCCUCUACCACGACCCACGAACUAACCGUGCAGUUUUCAAAGUUUUUAACGAGCAUCCUUAUGCUUUCUAUGGCACAUAAAGAGAACAUCGACGAACGAUCAGAACCGCUUUACAACUCGAUCAUAAGGAUCAGGAACGAUUUCGAAACUAUUAUGACCAAGUGCAGCAAGAAGACCAAAUAUCCGGAGAGAUUUUUGGCUCUGAAUUACACAUAUCUGCUAAACGUACUACAAAAAAACUCAAUUAGUCAAGAAAAACGCGAUCAAGACGGAUACACCCCAUCACUGAUAUUCCAAGAGACCAAGAGCCACUUGGAGGGUCUUGUAGAGGCCUUCAGCACGAUCACGUGA
Molecule: messenger RNA, 1770 nt
Organism: Lachancea meyersii CBS 8951
Lineage: Eukaryota; Fungi; Ascomycota; Saccharomycetes; Saccharomycetales; Saccharomycetaceae
Source: the annotation of a GenBank genome assembly